This is a messenger RNA of Rasamsonia emersonii CBS 393.64, 432 nucleotides long. RefSeq lists its product as uncharacterized. The transcript has a single exon. NCBI's taxonomy places the organism in Eukaryota, Fungi, Ascomycota, Eurotiomycetes, Eurotiales, Trichocomaceae. The annotation marks the transcript as partial. The record is from RefSeq and is a predicted model, not a curated record.
CCUGUAGCUAGCCUGAGUGUCAACUACCUAAUCAAUCUAUUUCCUGCAUCCUUGCAAGCCUGCACCUUGACAGUAAUUGCAUUCUGUGAUGUAGAAGAGGGCGCACCAUUAUGGCCUAUCCAGUCUCAGAAGCGUCCUACCACUAAUGCUGUUACAUCCACCCAUGCAAAAAGGCAAGAGUGCUCCCAGGAGGAUGCAGAUAUGGUCACUCCACCAGGCUAUCACAUUGGUUCAGAUAAGCUCACUAGGCCAACGACCAAUGAUCUGCUUCCUCUGUGUUGGGAACCCUGGACUGCUGAUGGAGAAGCGAACCAGGAAAUACAGUACGCCGGGGUCCCUAAGCAGACAUGUUCGGCAAACACAUGUGAGGCCUUGUUGGCCAGAAGGCAGGACAAUCAAAUGCAAUAUCUGCCGUGUGGAACUAGAGAAUAA